This is a messenger RNA of Labeo rohita (rohu), 2828 nucleotides long. Its product is annotated as NACHT, LRR and PYD domains-containing protein 3-like. NCBI's taxonomy places the organism in Eukaryota, Metazoa, Chordata, Actinopteri, Cypriniformes, Cyprinidae. The annotation marks the transcript as partial. Gene Ontology annotation, molecular function: protein binding. The record is from RefSeq and is a predicted model, not a curated record. The transcript is spliced from 7 exons.
CAACAUCAGGAGAGGAAAGCUGUAUGUGAAUGAAGUAGAAUUUGAGAACACAUCAAUUUAAUGCUGCUAUCUACAGACAGAAUGGAUUUUUGAACUGAAUGAUUUAUUUGAUGAUCUUCAUUGUUGAAACAGAGCACUGCCUGUAAAAUAUAUUAGAAGAGAGAGGAGGAGUAUGUUCACACACAUGAAGCAGCACCUUCAGAACCCAGCUGUGUGUCUGUGAAGAGUGACACAUCCAUGAAUUAUCAAAUUCAAUUCUGUGAUGGAGCAGUGACCACUGUAUCUGAAGUGAAGAGAGAUGAUGUGAUCAGAUCAGUGAUGUCCUGUCUGACCUGUGCUGACUCUGACUAUCAGACCCUUAGGCAGAGGGUCAAAGUCCAACACAAAACUAGCUUGAUGAACAAUUAUGAGAGCUUAUCUGAGGGAUCCAAACUAGAAGAGAAUCAAACCCUCCUGAACAGGAUCUACACACAGCUCUACAUCAUAGAGAGAGAAACUGAAGGAGUGAAUAAACAACAUGAGGUUUUACAGAUGGAGAAAAGACCCAAAGCACAAGACAUUCCAAUCUACUGCAAUGACAUCUUUAAACCCUUGCAUCAACCAGGAUAUGAGGAGAAAGACCAAAUCAAGACUGUUUUUACUAAAGGCAUCGCUGGAAUUGGAAAAACCGUCUCUGUGCAGAAGUUAAUUAUGGACUGGACUGAGGGAAAAGCCAAUCAGGAUGUAGAUUUCAUGUUUGUGCUUCCAUUUCGAGAGCUGAACUUGAUUAAAGAUCAACAGUACAGUCUUCACAGACUUCUGCUGGACUUUCAUCCUGAACUUCAAGAUCUGGACUCAAAGAUUUAUGAAGAGUGUAAAGUUGUGUUUAUCUUUGAUGGUCUGGAUGAAAGCAGAAUUACACUGAUGUUUUCAGAUGAUAAGCGAGUUAGUGAUGUGAAUGAGUCUUCAUCAGUGGGUGUGUUGAUGUCAAACCUCAUCAGAGGGGAGUUGCUUCCCUCUGCUCUCAUCUGGAUCACCUCCAGACCAGCAGCAGCCAAUCAGAUCCCCUCAAAAUACAUCAACCGUGUGACAGAAAUUCAGGGAUUCAAUGAGCCUCAGAAGGAGGAAUAUUUUAGGAAGAAAAUCAGUGAUGAGCAUCAAGCCAGCAGAAUCAUCUCACACAUUAGAAGAUCAAGGAGCCUCAACAUCAUGUGUCACAUACCCGUCUUCUGCUGGAUCUCAGCCACUGUGCUUCAAAACCUCCUGAAACAAGAUUAUGAUGCAGAAAUCCCUCAAACUCUGACUGAAAUGUACAUCCACUUCCUGCUGACUCAGAUCAACAUGAGGAAUCAGAAGUAUGAUGAGAGAGAUCCAGAGAAGCCCCUAAAAUACAACAGAGAUGUGAUUGUUAAACUUGCUGAACUGGCUUUCAAACAGCUGAUGAAGGGCAAUGUGAUGUUCUAUGAGGAGGACCUGAUUGAGAGUGGCAUAGACAUCACUGAUGCCUCAGUGUAUUCUGGGAUUUGCACUGAGAUCUUUAAGCAGGAAUCUGUGAUUCAUCAGAGGAAAGUCUACUGCUUCAUACAUUUGAGCUUUCAGGAGUUUCUAUCUGCUUUCUUUGUGAUUUACUCCCAUGUAGACAAGAAAAAUAAAUCACUAAAGUUGUUUUUGAAAGAAGGCUAUCAGCAGUACCGUCGGGAAUACAAUUUGUAUGAGCUACUAAAAUCAACAGUUAAUAAAUCCUUACAGAGUGAAAAUGGACACCUGGAUCUUUUCCUACGGUUCCUGCUGGGCAUCUUACUGGAGUCCAAUCAGAGACUCUUACAGGAUCUACUGACACACACAGUGAACAGCUCAGAGACCAAAAGAAUCACACAAUACAUUAAAGACAAAAUCAAGGUUGAUGAACGUCUCUCUGCUGACAGAUGCAUCAAUCUGUUCCUCUGUCUGCUGGAAAUGAAGGAUCAGACUCUGUACAGAGAGAUUCAGGAGUUUGUGAAAUCAGAGAAUCACUCAGUGAAUAACCUCUCUCCAUCUCACUGCUCAACAAUCGCCUACAUGAUUCAGAUAUCCGAAGAGGUGCUGGAUGAAUUUGAUCUGAAGAAAUACAACACAUCAGAUGAGGGUAGAAGGAGACUGAUACCAGCUGUGGUGAACUGCAGAAAAGCUCUACUUGCUGAGUGUAAUCUCAGUGCUCAGUUCUAUAAAAACUUGUCUUCAUCUUUACAAUCAUCAAACUCACUGAGAGAGCUGGACUUGAGUCACAAUGACCUGCAGGAUUCAAGAGCGAAGUUUCUGUCUGAUGGACUGAAGAGUUCACACUGUCAACUCAACAUACUAAGAUUGUUAUGCUGUAAUCUCACUGGUCAGUUCUGUAAAAGUUUGUCGUCAUUUCUACAAUCAUCAAACUCUUCACUGAGAGAGCUGGACCUGAAUCACAAUAACAUACAGGAUUCAGGUGUGGAGUUUCUGUCUGAUGGACUGAAGAGUUCACACUGUCAGCUCAGCAUACUGAGACUUGCUUACUGUAAUCUCACUGAUCAGUGCUGUCCAAGUUUGUCUUCAUCUCUACAAUCAUCAAACUCCUCACUGAGAGAGCUGGACCUGAGUAACAAUGACCUGCAGGAUUCAGGAGUGAAGCUUUUGUCUGGACUGAAGAGUUCACGCUGUCAACUCAACAUACUAAGAUUAUCUGGCUGUAUGGUGACAGAGGAAGGCUGUUGUUUUCUGGCUUCAGCUCUGAGUUCAAACCCCUCACACCUGAGAGAGCUGGAUCUGAGCUACAAUCACCCAGGACAAUCAUUAGUCGAGCUGCUCUCUGAUCCAAACUACAGACUGGACAAACUCAA